AUCACAAAUGAAAAAGGAAAGAACAUUGUAGGUAUGAAAAAUAGGGCUUUACUGUCACGAUAUGAGCAGCCCUAUGAUACCUGAACGACAUGGGCAAUAUCAUGAUUUCUUCCCUUAAAGGAUCAAAAUCAUGAACUAAACAUGCUGAAAAUUGAAGCAGAGAAGCAAAUCCAUAAAGAUCUGGCAGGAAGACUCCCGCUCCAUAUAGUCAAUGUGUCGGCAUCGUGGCACCUACACCCACGUCUACGAGCGUGAACAUCUUCACCUGCAAAAUGAAACGAAUAUAUAGCCCAACUAGCGAGCUUCCACCAAGAACCCUCAACAGGGUGAGCAAGCCAAUAACAGUCCUACAAAAAGAACUACUAAAGCCAGCAGCAUCCCAGAGGACAGAUUAAACCCAGUCAACAAAACCACCAUCCCGAAGUGAACCCAAAGAGUUAGCCCGAUCAAAUGGCCCAAAAUGAAGGAUAGUGGGACGAGAGGUCUUCUGAGCCAAACAAAUAUCAAAAGCAGUAAAUGGAGUUAGGCGAUACAAAACUAAAUCCAAAAAGAACCAAAAGAAAAAUAAUAAAGAAUAACUAGCGUACCAACAGAAAUAAAAAACAAAUAAACCACUAAUUUAAAAAAAAAACAAAUAAAGGAUAACUAUCCCUGGUAUGAGCUAUCCAUGACCCAACUUUCCAUAAAAAUAUCAAAUUUACUGGCAUAGUUAGUAAAAUAUUGUAUAGGAAAGUUACGUAUAAAAUACGUACUGGUAUUUUACGUCUUCUCUAAGCUAAUGUUACGUUUAAUAGUACGUUAAUAUUCAUAAAUAUAUAAAUUAAAUUAUUUUAAAAAUAAAUAAAUAUGUAAAUAAUAGUAAAAUUAGCAAUUUAAUUCAUUAAAUACGGAUAUUAAACUUGAUAUACGGGUUUUAUACAUGUUUAGUACGGGAGACAUCAAAUGACGGAAAAAAUAAAACGGAUUCACAAUAAUAUGGAUACAGAAAUUUUAAACGGAUAAAAUACGUACGACUACACAUACGGGUAUUAAACAGAGUAUUUACUAACUAUGCUUACUGGUGGCACAGCGGGAACGGAUCAGGUUAGUAACCAUGAGUAAUCUGUCUACAUCAGCAUGACAUCAGUAUCUCUCUCUAUCAUGGAAAGUCUUUUAUCUUUUUCUCUUUUAUCUUUAACGAGCGAUUUCUCUCUCGUUUUAAGCCAAAAUUUAAUUUUUUAUACACAGAUAAAUUAGAUUAAAUGUGCUAUUUAAAAUGAUAUACACUUUGAUAUUUUUAUUACAAAAAAAUUGAAUAAUCUUUUACCAGUCAUUACCAUAUGGUAUGCUCCUAUUUAAUACCAUAUGGUAAGAAAGCGUAUCAUGAUGGUAUAAACAUACCAAUAUGGUAGGAAGGUUGAAUACAUGAUAGUAGGAGUAUACUAACUAUCAUUUACGACUUUCGUCAUUGUUUACUCCAAGUUACCACAAGUUACCACUCACAUACCAUAGUGGUAAAGUGUGGUAAUUUUUGGUCCAGUAUUUUUUUCACCCAUAAAUUUGUAGAUCCAAUAGAUCAUGAUGAACUCGUUCCUCAAACGUUUUCAAAAACGACUUAAAAACGAAAAAGUUAUCAUAUGGUAUGUAGUUGGUAAAAAAAAGUUUCUUGAAAUAUAUUGAAAAUUGAUCUCAUUGUGUAGAGCACAACGAACUCGUUCCAUCUGUGCAAAAAAAAAAAAAAAAAAAAACAAGUUAGAACGGAGAAGAUAAGAGCCGAUUAUGAAAACUAGGGAAAAUAAAAUGAUUUUAAUUAACAACCCUUAGAUCUGGAUUUUCUAGGCCCACUUAGACCUAAAUGUUCAGAUUUAGUUACUCAUAGACAUUAAUCAAUGGUUACAGAUCUUAUCCUAAGCCUGGCACCGCUGUGUGAGAUAAUGAUUAGCGAUAAGAACAAACACAAACAAGACACGUGUCGGGAAUGAGUGCAUCCAGCGGAUGGGCUCAUACACGAUGGGAUACAUGACCUCACCGGCACCGGAGACGACGGAAGCUUGGAAGAAACUCACCAAUCGGAAAGACACAUUGUGCACUAUCCAAUCAGCUUGCACAACGACGAUGAAAACUCAUGUUGAAUUAUCACACAGGGGGUCCCUAUAUGCGGCCGGGGAGUCAUUAUAAGACAUAAGCUCCGUCGGCGGCGAUGAGUAUUCAUGAUGUCUUGCUGGAGAAAAGACCGUAGCCUCUCUGGAUUAUGAGAGGCGGAGCAAACCAGAUGUCAAAAACACUGCAAAAGAGCAUAUCAAAAUUGGAAGCAUAAAAGGACUUCAUAGUCCCCAGGCAAACCAACGUGUCAAAAUGCCGCUAAGAUACGUCGCCGGAAAGUCGCACACAGGCGAUGAGGUCGAUGCCAAGAAGACAAGGAAUUAUCCCAUCUGGAGAUCCAUAAACUGAUAAUUGAUAAAGACAUAUAAACCCUAAGCCCCAGCAGAUUGAUAAUAGCAAAAGUAAAACCCUCAAUCCGAAGAAGGGGUUUCUUCGAUUCAUUUCGCAGGCCAUGGUCGUCGUUUCAACCGUCUCGCGCUCCGUCAUGCGCCGGCGGGCCGCCGGCAACCCUCUCCUCUCUCGCUCCUUCUCUUCCGCUGGGGCAGCCGCUGCCGUUCUCGCUGACGACGCUAAUCUUGAUCGAGGUUCUGGCCGCCGAUACGCCUCUUUUUUCCUUCCACUUCGAAGACUUAAUAUAACAAUACCAUGAUUUAAAGUAUAAGUUUUCAUUUACUUUUUAUCUCUUGAGCGCAUAAAAAUCCAGAAGAGUAGUUGAGAAAGCUAAGUAAUAAACAUGGCAAUAAAUUGAGAUACACGCACAAGAAACAGAUGCCUAAGGAGGGAGGUGAGUUGCAUCAGAGAGCAAUCCAUGAGUGCUUUUUCUCCUCACACUCAACCUUCUUUGUAUUCUUACAAGGGACUGCAAAUACCCUUUUCACUUCAGGGACAAGAGAAUCCGCAUCAUUGGAGUUCACCAUCGAGGCUUAAUGUUCUCGCCGCUUCCAAGCAAAGCAAAGAAGAAGGAAUCCCUUUUACCCUGUUCCCUUUUAUAUCCCACCCAUUCAAUAAAAAAAAAAGGUUCCAAAGCAAAUGGAUCAAAGAGACCACCAAUAUCUGGAGCCUCUCAGUAUAUGCAACAGGCUCUACAACUUCAUCAUGAGAUCUCUGGCGACGCAAGCCUUCAAAACCGUCACCUUAGGCUGCUCAUCGUCGUCGCAACCUCACCAUUUCGUCGCUAAAGGUCAAAGCGAAACUGUUGCUAAAGCGACUCCAUUUGAGAAGGAUCAAACCAAUGUGUCAAAAGAACCCGAUCAUUUGGCCACAUUUUGCUCUUCUUCUAGCGGUGAUCAUAAACAAGAUGGCAAAAUGACAUCUCGAGCUGAUCUCGGUGAAGAGAAGAGUGAUGCAUCGGUUAGUUUUGAGAUGAUCAAGUCACAAGAUCAGGAAGCUAGGUCGAUAGGGGGUACUUCUUUGCGUUGUUUGCUUGCUGCUGAAGCAAAACCACCCAAGAAAGUUGUGAGCAUAAAUGACAGGGUUGAGGAGAUAGAUGUGGGUAAGAAGAAGAAGAUUACAAGGAAGGGAUCAAAUGUAAAUUUGGGUUCAUAUGAAGGGCAAGGAGAUGGUGAAAAGCCUUUGAGAUCAAUUCUCAAAGUUGGUACCAAGAACUUGGGUGGAAAAGCAAGUUCCUUUGCCAGUUAUUCCUUCUAGCUAAUGAUUAAUCGAUUCAUUUCAAAUGUAUAUGCAUAGCAAUUGGGAUAGAUGUGGUUAUGUAGAUAUGGGGAUAUCAUAUCUUCAACUUAAACAAUAAAAAUAACAUAUGUGAAAAAGUUUAAUUUCAUAUUUCUUCUUUUAGUUCUUGAUGACUUCAACAAUAUCGAGUACAAGAGUAUAUGGUUUUAUUUAAUUUUAAAGAAAAUUUAUCAAUCAUA
Messenger RNA from Linum trigynum, 3950 nucleotides. The record is from the annotation of a GenBank genome assembly. Lineage: Eukaryota; Viridiplantae; Streptophyta; Magnoliopsida; Malpighiales; Linaceae.